AUGUGGAGGCAAGUAAUAGCCAGGUUUGGAGUACCGGAGGUCAUUAUCUCGGAUAACGGGACACAGUUUGCCGAUAAAAAGUUCGAAGAGUUUCUUGACGGAUUGGGCAUAAGGCAGAAAUUCUCAUCAGUUGAACACCCCCAAACUAAUGGCCAAGUCGAGGCUACGAAUAAGGUCAUCUUGCAAGGCCUCAAAAAGCGACUUGACCAGAAGAAGGGAGCGUCGGCAGACGAGGAGACCCUCUUCCGGCUCACCUAUGGGGUGGAUGCAAUAAUACCCAUGGAGAUCGGUGAACCGAGCCCACGACUACUGCUGGGAGGAGUCGAAGAGGCUGUAGAAAAGGACUUGGUGGAUGAAGCUAAGGAGAUGGCCCACUUAUCGGAGAUGGCGUUGGAAUAA
This is a messenger RNA of Arachis ipaensis, 399 nucleotides long. RefSeq lists its product as uncharacterized. NCBI's taxonomy places the organism in Eukaryota, Viridiplantae, Streptophyta, Magnoliopsida, Fabales, Fabaceae. Gene Ontology annotation, biological process: DNA integration. Gene Ontology annotation, molecular function: nucleic acid binding. The record is from RefSeq and is a predicted model, not a curated record.